CUGGAAAGAAUUUGAAGUCAGUCGUCUUUGGCACUUAUAAAAACAAUGGCCUCAAUCUCUUCUAGCAUUGAAGACAAGACUGCAUUGUCUCUUUCUCCCUUGUCUAAUCUGUCUUUCACAGUCAUCUUCUUCAAUAAGAUCUACACAAAUUUCAUGGCUCCCACUCCUCCUCUACUCUGUUUCUGUUCUGUUCGCCAUUAAUAAAGUUUUGGUGGUUUGUGGCCGAUGUCUUGAGGAUCAAAGAUCUCUUUUUCUCCAGCUGAAUCAAAGCCUCACCUUCUCUCAGUGGCCCUGUUCUGAUGAUCCAAAACUUGUGUCUUGGAACACAAACACUGAUUGCUGUAGUUGGAAAGGCGUCACCUGCGACAGAGAUUCUGGUCAUGUUAUUGGUCUCGACCUCAGUGGCGAAUGUAUAUCCGGAGGAGUUGAGAAUAUAAGCAGCACUCUAUUUAAUCUUCGGUAUCUCCUGCAAAGCUUGAAUUUGGCUGACAACUACUUCAAUUCUACGCCGAUUCCAUCUGGGCUUGACAAAUUCGUCAAUUUAACCAUCCUCAACCUGUCCAACGCCGGUUUUGGAGGCCAAGUUCCCAUCGAAAUCUCACGUCUCAGGAGGUUAUUUUCUCUCGAUCUCUCCAAUAUGCCUAUGUAUGAACGGAAUCAAUUGAUACUCGAAAACCCAGAUCUUAGAACUCUUGUUCAGGACCUCUCAGGAUUGAGGAUCUCCGUCUUGAUGGAGUGCAUAUAUCAGCGAAUAAGGGAAGUCAAUGGUGUCGAGCCUUGUCCUCUACACUUCCUAAUCUGCUAGUGUUGAGCUUGUCCAAUUGUCAUCUUUCAGGGCCACUGGAUUCUUCGCUUUCAGAACUAAGUUUGCUCUCUCAGAUUGAUCUCAGCCAGAACGAUCUAUCUACUGAAGUACCAAUUUUCUUUGAGAAUUUCAUCAACUUGACUUCUCUGCGUCUCAGUGAUUGUGGGUUAUACGGGAAAUUCCCGAACAGAGUUCUUCAGCUAAGAACCCUUCAAAGCCUCGAUGUAUCAGAGAACCCGCUUCUAUAUGGUUUUCUGCCAGAAUUUCCUCUAAACGGAUCUCUUAUUCAGUCCUUGGUACUCUAUGACACCAGCUUCUCAGGUUCCUUACCAGAUUCUAUAGCCAAUCUUAGCCUUCUCUCCGAAUUACGUCUCUCGAGUUGCAGCUUCAAUGGGUCAAUUCCGUCAUCCAUUAUAGAACUUAACCAGCUCGAACUUUUGGACUUGUCAAAUAACAGUUUCACUGGCCCUAUACCUCCGUUGCCUGAAACUCUAACCCUAGUAAUCCUUUCCCAUAAUAUGUUGACAGGUCCACUUUUGGACUCAAGGGAAAAGCCUCGUAAAGCUUGAGGUUCUUGACUUGGGUGAUAAUUCACUGAAUGGAGAGAUACCAUGGUCGUUGUUCACCUUGCCAACAUUGAAGGAGUUACUACUAGGCCAGAACCAAUUUUUUGGCCAACUCAUGAUCGAGAUGCACAAUACUACCUCCUCCUCUGCACCGUUGUAUAACCUUGAUUUGAAUAGCAAUAAUCUGGAGGGACCAAUACCAUUGUCAAUAUUUGAAUUCACGGAUCUUCGAUUUCUCUCUCUCUCUCUUCCAACAUUUUCAGUGGCACUAUAGAGCUUGAGAUGAUUGAUCAGAAACUGCAGAACCUUAUCGAUCUCGAUCUUUCCUACAAUAGCCUGCUGCUGAUCAAUACUACUAUUCGUAAUCCUAACUCAUCAUUCCCCGAACUCGAGACGCUGAAAUUGGUGUCCUGCAACCUGCAAGGCUUCCCUGAUUUCUCAAGACACAGGCGACAGUCGACAUUGAGUCAUCUGGAUCUGUCCAACAAUCAAAUUCAUGGGGAAAUACCCUCUUGGAUUUGGGAUAUUGGUCAUUAUGGGUUUCUCAAUUAUUUGAACCUUUCUUUCAACUUCCUCAACAAACUAGAACAACCUUUGCCUGAUCAGAGUUUUAUAAGUACAGUUCUUGUCCUCGACCUUCACUCCAACAUCCUCCAAGGACCAAUCCCAGUUCUGCCAUCAUUAAUCACUGCAUGUAUGGAUUUAUCAAACAACAGUUUUCAAUCCAUCAUCCCAUCUAAUAUCGGGGAUUCCCUCAUCAUCAACAACUACUACUCUCUCUCGAGCAAUAAUCUCACCGGGGAAAUUCCUCAAUCGAUAUGUAAUGCACAUUCUCUUGAAGUUCUUGAUCUGUCAAACAACAGCUUGAGCGGGGCCAUCCCCUCAUGUUUGGCUAACAUGGACGCACUGACGGUACUGAACCUCCAGGGUAACCACUUUGUUGGCCGCAUUCCUCAAGACUUUCAAGUUGGGUGCAUUCUAAAGACACUGGAUCUUAGUGUGAACAAAUUAGAAGGACCUUUACCUACAGCCCUGGCCAACUGCAAGAAGUUGGAGGUUCUCAAUCUUGGGAACAACCGAAUAAAUGGCGCAUUUCCGUUCUGGUUGGCAAGCUUUGCCGACUUACGGGUCCUUGUUCUGCACUCCAAUAGAUUCGCCGGACAUAUUAGAGGUUACGACGUCACAAAUCAUUCUAAUUUCCCAAAGCUGCAAUUCAUAGACCUCUCUUCGAAUAAUUUCACUGGUAAUCUUCCCUCCGAAUUCUUUAUGCAAUGGACAGCAAUGAUGGCUGAUGAGAAUGAAACUCAAUCCAAGAUUAAGCAUGAAGCAUUGAGUUCAAUGGUCGUACCAUAUGCUGAACGUUACGUGGGUUUAGAAACGUACUACCAGGAUACAGUGACGGUUACAAUCAAAGGGCAAGAAAUGGUAUUGACAAAGAUCCUAACCAUCCAUACCUCUAUUGACUUAUCAAACAAUGGAUUCCAAGGAGAGAUUCCUAAUGUGCCAGGAAGCCUCACUUCUCUCUGCCUCCUUAACUUGUCACAUAAUGCUCUAACUGGUCGAAUACCAUCAUCCCUGGGGAACCUGCAACAGCUCGAGUCAUUAGAUCUCUCAAGCAACAAGUUGGGAGGAGAGAUACCUCAGCAACUGGCAAGCCUGACAUUCCUUUCGGUCUUGAACCUCUCAUGGAACAACCUUACUGGGAUGAUACCAAAGGGAACUCAAUUUCAGACAUUUUCAGAGAGCUCCUUCCAAGGGAAUGAAGGAUUAUGUGGAGCUCCCUUGUCGAGAAGGAAAUUGUUGUUGGCCCGCAAAUGAAAAGUGUCUGGAAUCCCUACUUGCUUACCAGGUCCAUCCUAAGGAUUGCAGGUACUUGAUUCAUCAGAGACAACAGUGGAGAGUAGCUUGGCAAGCCCUGGCCAUUCUCAUUUUAAUAUAAGCAAGCAUGGAUGUAAAUAAUGUAAUCUAUUCAGAAAGUAAUUCCAAGACGUCAAUUUUGUUAACAUGCAUGGUUUAAUUUUCUUGCCCCUUAGCGAGCUUGGGCUAGCUAGCAGGGUUCUUUGUUCACUUGGCAGAGUUGAAACUAUUUUCAAGAUAUCCCAAAACUAAUCUAUAGCCUCCCCAUCAAUCAUUUUCUAUUUAUGGCUUAAGUUCAUGUAUCGGCUUGGAAUCGAUCAUAUCGAAUUGGUAUCUGUCGAGAUCGAUCCCUAAUCCAAUACCGAUUCAGAUUGAGUAUCCGGAUAGUUUAAGAGUAACAUAGUGAAAAGAGUACGUUUUUAUAAAAGUCAGGAGUAAAAUAGAUGGAUACCCACCGAUUCAAUCCAAUCCAGUUAGGUAUUGAAUCCAUAUCGGCAGAGAACAAUACCGAUGCCGGCCCCUAAAUCCUUGGUUCUUAGGAUCGAUUCCGGACGAUUCUAAUCCAAUCGGGAUUGGCAGGGACUGAUUAGUAGCCGAUUUCCUGUUUUUAAAACCCAGGUAGGUAUAGAAUAGUUGCAGAGUA
This is a messenger RNA of Macadamia integrifolia, 3871 nucleotides long. Its product is annotated as tropinone reductase homolog At5g06060-like. The transcript has 2 exons. Lineage: Eukaryota; Viridiplantae; Streptophyta; Magnoliopsida; Proteales; Proteaceae. The record is from RefSeq and is a predicted model, not a curated record. The coding region runs from base 1654 to 3189 and encodes 511 amino acids. Gene Ontology annotation, molecular function: oxidoreductase activity; protein binding.